Loa loa (African eye worm) is the source of this 336-nucleotide messenger RNA. RefSeq lists its product as hypothetical. The record is from RefSeq and is a predicted model, not a curated record. The coding region runs from base 1 to 336 and encodes 111 amino acids. The transcript is spliced from 3 exons. Lineage: Eukaryota; Metazoa; Nematoda; Chromadorea; Rhabditida; Onchocercidae.
AUGACUGUCAUGAUGAUCAAAAGAGAGACUAUGAAUUGUAUCGCAUAUGGUACAAUCAAAUUUACAUAUAAUAAAUUAUCAGGCGAAUCGUUCGGUCAUCAAUGUGACGAAGGUGAUACUGUCAUUGAGAUACGGUCACCCACCGUAGACAACAGAAUUGACGACAAAAAUCUAAACUGGUCGUUGGAUCUCCGCGAUUGCAACUAUUUGAUGGCGGUCUCUCCACCUAAUCUAAAAGAGAAGUGCACGGCAACCGUCGUCAUAUGUUAUGGGUUGAUGGCAGUACACCCGCAGGUUUUCGGAAAAGAUUGUCCCAUCAAACGAAGUACUGCCUAA